Messenger RNA from Pseudomassariella vexata, 819 nucleotides. RefSeq names its product proteasome subunit beta type-7. The coding region runs from base 1 to 819 and encodes 272 amino acids. Lineage: Eukaryota; Fungi; Ascomycota; Sordariomycetes; Amphisphaeriales; Pseudomassariaceae. The record is from RefSeq and is a predicted model, not a curated record. The transcript is spliced from 2 exons. Gene Ontology annotation, cellular component: proteasome core complex. Gene Ontology annotation, molecular function: threonine-type endopeptidase activity.
AUGCCAGGCUUCGACUUCUCCAACUACAACCGCAAUGCAGCCUUGCAUGCGCGAGGCGUCCCGCUGCCCAAGGCGACCAGCACAGGUACCACUAUCGUAGGAUGUAUAUUCGACGGAGGUGUUGUCAUCGCAGCUGAUACCCGAGCCACGAGCGGGCCCAUCGUCGCCGACAAGAACUGCGAGAAGCUACACUACAUCUCGCCCCAGAUCUGGUGUGCUGGUGCUGGUACAGCCGCCGACACCGAAUUCACCACCGCCCUCAUUUCUUCCCAACUUGAAUUGCACUCUCUAUCUACCGGCCGCAAGCCCCGCGUCGUCACAUGCAUGACCCUGCUGAAGCAACACCUGUUCCGGUACCAAGGCCACAUCGGCGCAUACCUGGUCGUUGCCGGCGUCGACCCCACAGGAACCCACCUCUUCACUGUGCACGCGCAUGGCAGCACCGAUAAGCUUCCUUAUGUGACUAUGGGUUCGGGUUCAUUGGCCGCCAUGUCGGUGUUCGAGACGCAAUGGAAGCCGGAUUGCACCCAGGAGGAUGCCAUGAAGCUGUGUUCCGAGGCCAUCCAGGCUGGUAUCUUCAACGACUUGGGCUCCGGUUCGAACGUGGAUGUGGCUGUCAUCACGGCCGACAAGACGACUUUACACCGCGGCUACGUUAAGCCGAAUGAGCGCAGCCAGAAGCUGAAGAAUUACAAGUUCAAGCGGGGCACGACAGCCGUGCUCAACGAGAAGAUCAUUACGAAGGACGAGAUUGGCAAAUACGUGAGCGUGCAAGAGAUGCCCGUGGCGGAGGUGGAAAAGAUGGAUGUCGAUUCUUGA